CUCUCUCUCUCUCUCUCUGUGGUUUCUCCCUGGCGGCUAGCUACUGUUGUGUCUGCAUGUUUGCUUGGUUGACAUGGACGACCUCACAAACAGUAAAAAUCCCAUAAAACUAGUGCCUUUUCUAAUCUUCACCGCCCUAUUAGCCAUCACUCCUGCAAUUGCGGCAGGAUCUCAUGCGGACGGGUAUCAGCCGAUACCAAACCAACCAGCCGGGACAUUGCAGCCCGUCGGCACGACGGAGUAUAGGCUAUUGAUCGACGUGUUAAAAGCUCCUCCUCAUGAUCAUGAUGAUAUACAGCGGCGGCAGAGGCGGCGGCGGCUGGCGCCGUACCAGCUGUGCUUGCUGUGCAAGUGCUGCUCGUCCACCACGUGCACCUCCAUGCCCUGCUGCUUCGGCAUCAACUGCCAGCUUCCCAAUAAGCCCUUUGGCGUCUGUGCUUUCGUCCCCAGGACCUGCAACUGCACCAAUUGCACAACUUCUGUUUAAAGCUUAAUAGCUUUUCUUCUUCCCUUUGAAAUUAUAUUUAGCUCUCUCUCUCUUCUUUUCUUUGAAAUUAUUGUUAUUGUUAAUUUGAAACUGGUGGGUUUUGAGCCGAUGGCUAAAAAACAAAUGAUGACAACCUUGCAGUGUCAGAGAGCUCUGCAAAUUAUUCGAUGUUUAGAAAUCUUAAAUCAAUAACGUCGACCUUCUUUCUCUUGUGUUCUUGUAUAAAAAUAUCAUCUUUGAAACACCCCACGUGG
This is a messenger RNA of Prunus dulcis (almond), 741 nucleotides long. RefSeq lists its product as uncharacterized. The record is from RefSeq and is a predicted model, not a curated record. Lineage: Eukaryota; Viridiplantae; Streptophyta; Magnoliopsida; Rosales; Rosaceae. The transcript is spliced from 2 exons. The coding region runs from base 74 to 487 and encodes 137 amino acids.